Molecule: messenger RNA, 1036 nt
Organism: Daucus carota subsp. sativus
Lineage: Eukaryota; Viridiplantae; Streptophyta; Magnoliopsida; Apiales; Apiaceae
Product: MADS-box protein SOC1
Exons: 8
Coding region: 187-843 (218 amino acids)
Biological process (GO): positive regulation of transcription by RNA polymerase II
Cellular component (GO): nucleus
Molecular function (GO): RNA polymerase II cis-regulatory region sequence-specific DNA binding; protein dimerization activity; DNA-binding transcription factor activity, RNA polymerase II-specific
Source: RefSeq, a predicted model, not a curated record
UACAUGUGAGUAAAAAAAGGAAAGGAUGGUAAGAGAAAAAGAGAGUGUAUGGACUUCAUUUGGGUGAUAAGCCCAUAAAAGGACCAAGGAAUCAAUUACUCCUUCCCUUUGUUUCCACCAUUCUCAGCCUCCUCCUGCUGUGUUUUCUCAUCUGACCUGGGUGGUGGAGUAGAGUGAAAGAGGAGGAUGGUGAGAGGGAAGACGCAGAUGAGGCGUAUAGAGAACGCCACGAGCAGGCAAGUGACUUUCUCCAAGAGAAGGAACGGGCUGUUGAAGAAAGCCUUUGAGCUUUCUGUUCUUUGUGAUGCGGAGGUGGCUUUGAUUAUCUUCUCUCCCAGAGGCAAGCUCCAUGAAUUUGCUAGCUCCAGCAUGCAUGAGACAAUUGAACGAUACCGGAAACACACCAAGGAUAUUAAAAGCAACAACCCACCUAUGACGCAGAACACUCAGCAUCUAAAGCAUGAAACAGCAAGUUUGGCUAAGAAGAUUGAGCUACUUGAAGUUUCAAAGCGCAAAUUAUUGGGAGAAGGUCUAGGAUCAUGCUCCAUUAGUGAACUGCAACAGAUAGAACAGCAGCUGGAGAAGAGUGUAUGCACUGUGCGAGCUAGAAAGAUGCAGACCUUCAAAGAGCAGAUUGAGCAACUAAAGGAAAAGGGGAAGAAUCUUGAAGCAGAAAAUGCAAUCCUACUUGCCAAGUGUGAAGAAGAACCGCGACAAGAGUCGCCAGAAGAUAGAGGUAACUUAACAUCAAUAACAGAAAGCAGUGAGAAUUCAGAUGUGGAGACUGAGCUGUUCAUUGGACCUCCAGAAAAGAGACUUAAGCAGCGCAUCAUCGACAAAUGAUACUACUGCACUUGUGGAUUCUUGCAUUUGCUUUUCCCUAUCAAUUGGGGCCGUUUGGCUGAGUUUAAAAUAAGUGACUUCUUGCUUAAAGUAAAGAAGCGGAUUAAAAUUUAUAAGUUUGCUAGGACUUAUAAGUUAUUAGAAGUGUUUGGAUACAACCACUUAUAAGUUUUUAAGUGUUUGGAUAACUUAA